GCUUUGUCGACGACGCAUUGAAUCGCCGAGGCGACCGCGUCACCACCCGUACCGACGCCAUCGACUCUAUCCGUCCGCUAUUGUGGGUGUUUGUGCUGCUAUUGUGACUGGGCCACAACACGGUAUCGUGAUAAUCGCUUGCCGCCUGCAUCUACGCCAGUUGGCCAGUUACUCUUCAUGUACCCGCUUCUUCGGCAUUCGAUAUCGAGUCGGUCACCAAAGCAACUCGACUUUCUUCGGCAAGGAUCUGCACCAUACCAAAAGCCGGAGAACUCCGAGCCCGCCAGCCCGCGUCGGCAACUACGCUUUCUAGCCUUACUUCGACGUCGAUCUCGAGAUAGAAGUCCCCUAACGGCAAACACCCACCAAGCCCGUCAUGUCAUCCACAUCAACCAAAACUGGCACAGGCUCCCACUCGGGCCCCAAAAUGGUGCCCCGCGAUGACUCCAAGGACGCCAAGAGCGCAGAGGCGAGGAAGACGAAGAACACAGAGCAUAUCAGCUUGGGUCAGUUCCUGAAGGAGAGCGAGGAAGAAGGUGGAGUCGGUGCUGAUGGUGCUGGGGGUGCAGAUACUGCUGGUACGGGUGGCGGCGGGAAAGGCAAUGGCGGGAAGGGCAGUGGUGCGAAUUGAGGAUGGGCCUGAGAGAAGUGGCGAGGUGGGUAUGUGGUGUGGCUGUCAGGGAUAGAGACAUGCCUGCUGACAAAAUUUGCAGGAAGGUGUUGCAUGUUGGGUGAGCAUUGAGGGCGUCGUCCUGAGCUGAUGGGCAAGAGAUCGUGCCGGGCUUGUUUCCACCUUGGAAAGCAGUGCUGCAUUAGUGA
Paraphaeosphaeria sporulosa is the source of this 819-nucleotide messenger RNA. RefSeq lists its product as uncharacterized. NCBI's taxonomy places the organism in Eukaryota, Fungi, Ascomycota, Dothideomycetes, Pleosporales, Didymosphaeriaceae. The transcript has a single exon. The coding region runs from base 377 to 631 and encodes 84 amino acids. The record is from RefSeq and is a predicted model, not a curated record.